This is a messenger RNA of Seriola aureovittata, 5325 nucleotides long. RefSeq names its product cyclin D2, a (gene ccnd2a). Gene Ontology annotation, molecular function: cyclin-dependent protein serine/threonine kinase regulator activity. Gene Ontology annotation, biological process: positive regulation of G1/S transition of mitotic cell cycle; mitotic cell cycle phase transition; regulation of cyclin-dependent protein serine/threonine kinase activity. The record is from RefSeq and is a predicted model, not a curated record. The transcript is spliced from 5 exons. Lineage: Eukaryota; Metazoa; Chordata; Actinopteri; Carangiformes; Carangidae. Gene Ontology annotation, cellular component: cyclin-dependent protein kinase holoenzyme complex; cytoplasm; nucleus. Bases 101 to 1108 code for a protein of 335 amino acids.
AGGCGGAUGAAAGUAGAGGCGCACUGUGGGGAGAGAGGAAAAAGUUCUCAACAAGGAGAGGCAGGACUACUCUUACGGAGCCCCUGCAGUCUCACUUUUUAUGCCUCUAAUAGACUUUCCCUGCCAUCCUUUUGCAUUUUUGCUCUGCAACACUGCUUUUACGGUUUCGAGAGAGAAAUCCUACUUUUUUUACUUAAGUGAAAGCACCAGCACCAUGGAGCUGCUCUGCCUCGAAAUGGACACCAUCAUACGAGCUCGUCCCGAUCCGAACCUCCUGUGCGAUGACAGAGUCCUGCAGAGCUUGUUGACUAUAGAGGAGAGAUUUCUACCCCAAUAUUCCUAUUUCAAAGGCGUCCAGAAAGAUAUUCAACCGUUUAUGAGGAGGAUGGUCGCUACUUGGAUGUUGGAGGUUUGUGAGGAGCAGAAGUGCGAGGAAGAAGUUUUUCCCUUGGCCAUGAACUACUUAGACAGAUUUUUAGCCGUGGUACCCACCAAAAAGUGUAACCUGCAGCUGCUGGGAGCAGUCUGCAUGUUUCUUGCAUCCAAACUGAAAGAGACUCGUCCAUUAACUGCAGAGAAGCUUUGCAUCUACACAGAUAACUCCAUCAGACCACAAGAGCUGCUGGAAUGGGAACUGGUGGUGUUGGGGAAGUUGAAGUGGAACUUGGCAGCAGUGACGCCGAACGACUUCAUUGAGCACAUUGUGAGGAGGCUGCCGCUGCCCGAGGAUAAGCUGGCACUUAUACGCAAACAUGUCCAGACUUUUAUCGCCCUCUGUGCCACAGAUUUCAGAUUCGCCAUGUACCCUCCCUCCAUGAUCGCCACAGGAAGUGUGGGGGCAGCGAUCUGCGGCCUACAGCUGGAUUCAGCUGACCAGUCACAGUGGGGCGACAGUCUGACAGACCUGCUGGCCAAAAUUACAAACACAGAAGUGGAUGUCCUCAAAGAGUGUCAGGAGCAGAUCGAGCGUGUGUUGGUGAGCAGCCUGCGCGAGGGGCGGCAGCAGCAACAGCAGCAGCAGCAGACACAGAGGGGCCCCAGCGGUAAAGGUCUGGACGAGCUGGAUCAAUCCUCCACCCCAACAGACGUCCGUGAUGUCAACUUGUGAACCACCAGAGGGCAUCAUCGCACAGGAUUUACAAAAAAAAGCAUAAUGAAAAAAACCUCAAUUUUCUUAAAAGCAGAAAAAAAGAACAAAAGAACAAAAAAUGUUAAAAACACAAGCCCUUUAAAAGAAAAAGAACAAUGCUUGCUAGUUUUUUUGUAGAUUUUCUGUUCUUCAAGUCAAAAACACCUGCCCACAAAAUAGAUUUCUAUGAUGUUCUAGUCUAAAAGCAACAAAUUUGAUUCAAGAUGAAGCUCUGUGGUGCCUUGGAUAUACAGAAGGGAAGCCAAUCAUAUUUGCAUUCUGCCUUUGAUUGUAUAGUAUGAUCUUUAAGUUAUAUUUUAACCACAGCUUGAUAAUGAGGCUGUUAUGGUAGAAGUUGUGGAAACCAUUCAGAAAUUGCAUACAUGGGAUCACAGUGGGGCUUAAGUUUUUUUUCUCUGUUUUGUUUUAUAUGAGUAUUAUCACUAUUACUACUAUCACAUUUGUGGCUAGUGUGAGAGAGGAAACGUGUUUGAGCUCCUCGACCAGCAGGUCCACAUGUGUGUCAAGGAUGAGGCAGACAGAGGAAGCCGUGAGAACAUUAUGCUCAAAGUUGAUGGGUCCCAAUUCCAGGGAAGAGACGAGAUUGUAAUAAUUAUUAGUAGUAUUAGUAAUUAUUAUUAUUAUUAAUAUUAUUAUUGGACAUAUUUUGGAACCGAGUCGUAGAAAUCAAUAAGCUCCUUUUUUCAGGCUGCUUGUGUGUGUCAGUUUGUAGGUGCAGUGUGCAAGCGUGUGUGUUUGUACGUGAGUAUGCCAGUUUGCAUGCAUGUGCCUGUGUGUGUGUGUGUGUGUGUGUGUGUGUGUGUGUGUGUGUGUGUGUGUGUGUGUGUGUCUACAUGUUGGUGUGUGUGGUGUGAAUGCUACAUGUGAUCCUGUAUCUAUAUUAGCAGUGUGCAACCUACGGCGUGAGGCACUUAAGCAAAGUCAAGUCGUCGGCUUACAGUUCUAUCUUAAAAGACUAUGGAGCAAGCGGAGGCUACACGUACUUUGUCCAUCAGUAUAACAGGGCAUCUAUGCUAUAUCACUGCCUUCAUGCAUUAACAGUGUAUCAUGGUUCAUUGUUGGCCAACAAUAAACUCAUGUGCAUGGACUAUAAGUGAGAGAGAAAAAGAUUUAGUGAAGGAGGAUAUGGGCGAAGGGACUUUCACUUAGAGCCCCUUAUCUUUCUAAUUUUUCCUGAGGUGUCUCACCUCAGACUCAGAGGUCACACGAGGUGUUUGUUUAUUACUGCCAUUCUGUCAAUGAAUUAUUACAGAGACUUCAUUCUUUUCACUUUGUUACAAUAUGGUGUUUCCUUAGUUGUGAAAGGCUGCUUUGAGUCUUGAGUAAUGACCUCUUUCAUGUGCAGCAUGUAUGGCACAUGUGAAAAAGGGGAGAGGACAAUGUCUUGAAGAAAGUAAUGCUUUUUAAAGUCUGGGGGACGUUAGACUCCUCCGUACUAAUUAGCAGGGAGGAAACAGGGUGUGGCAUGGAAAGAAUUAGAAGGACAGGGACAGUUUGCAACUAAGAAGUCACUGUGGAACUGUGGAGGGCACACGAGUGCACGGCACAGGAUGGUAGAGCAGGGAGGAUUUUAAAGGUGCAGGAGCAUGCUGCUGUGUAGGAGAUAUGGAUGAUGUACAGCCAGUGGCUGGAAGAUGAUAAUGAACAAAAGACACCCAAAGGCCUCACAAUAAAACAUUGAAAUCUGCAUAUUUGGGUGGAACAAACAUUAAUAUCUCAUAUUUGAUGUCAACAGCGACACAGCUAUCUCAACAGAUAUGCUCUAGGUUUCCAUUUACACAGAAAUUAAAUGAGGAACUAAGACUGUAUGUGCUCAUGUGAGGAUGAACUUUCUGGGGGGGGGGGGUAGAGGAGUACAGGAUGAUAAUAUACUGUCAAUGCAUCUAGAGUCCCACAUAGGGUUGAUUUCAAUGGCAAAGCACUUUGAGAACAUGCUCCCCAGGAGAUACGUAAAAUGAAAUGUGUUGGGUGGUGAUUGGAGGUGAAUGGAUGUUUUCUUUUUUUUUUUUUUCCUUGUUAGCCUUUUCUUUGGUUUACUUUGUAGGGCUGGUUUCCCAAUCGUCAGACAUACCCUUUGUCAAGCAAGAGUCAAAUUAAAAUGGCUUUCCACACGUUACGACGAGAGGACAUUCCGAUCAAAAAAAAAAAAAAAAACAUUCCUACCCAAGUCAAGUGAAAGUUGAUGGGGAGUCUGACCAUUGCAGAGAAUUUGAACAAAUACAAAAUGCCAGCAUGAAUUGGAAAAUGCCUUCACACAGAGUUCACUGAUCCAUGGGUUCUGUUUGAUUUUCUUUUACUUUGUCAAGAAAUGAAAUAUUUGUUUUUACUUGAAUUUUUCUUUUUAUUUAUCUGCAUCACAGCCACAGAUAGUCACACAGGGCAGCGAUGAGCUACAGGAAAGGGUGGUUGUAACAUCCAAUAUUUGCACAUGUUCUUCAGAGGGCAACAAGGUUUGCAUUUUUAAGACAGAGCACAGCCUUUGCUCUAAACCACCUUAACUGAUGUGUGUUGCAGUGGUUGGUCAGUUUUUUUUAUGGUGCUGGCUUUUGUAGUUCAGGCUGAUUGUCUGUUAGUGAACACAUCAGUCCCCUUGUGAGCUUUGCUGCUUCAAAUCAUUGGCAAGGGGAAGUUCAUCAGCCAGACAGACAUCAGCACAAGACAAGAGACAGAUUUUUUUUUUUUCUUUUUUGUUUUGUUUUAAUGGGACACAUGGCUUUGCCACAGCAAGGUGUCUUUGACUUAAUGCUUGAGUUUUUUUUUUUUUUUUCAUGACAGUAUGUGACUUUGCUGAGUGUAUGUUUGUCAGACUGAAGAAAAAUGUGGGGAUCUAAUGUUUUAGUGAUGUUUUUCAGUAAAACUGGGCAAUUGAAUGAUAUAUUUGCCAAAACAUCCCUGUAUGAAUAUUUGAUAUGACCCCUUCAUUUUGCCUCUGUUUGCCUGAUGUAAGCUCUCUCCCAAACUUAAUGGUUGUGAUUUUCUUUCCUGCAAUUUAUUAUUGCAUGUUAUAUAUUGAGACCACCUUUACAAUUUGUGUUUGAUAUAUGUUAUGGGGUGACCAGACCCACAAAAGGGGUUUUCUAAGAUUUAGAGAUACUGUAUUCCAAAGUGAAGAGAGGACAGAGGAGGAGGUGUGAAGACAUCAAGAAAAAAGUGUCAAUAUUUUUAUUGAGUUAUUGUUGUCUUUUUGCGCUGCUAAAAGCUAUGAAUUUGUUUCAUUUAUACAAAAAAAUAACAUUACCUAGUUGUGAUGUGUCACUUGAGUGUGCUGCUAUUUUAUAAACAUUUGUAUUAUAAUAUAAUUAUUUUACUGCUUAAGAGAUACAUUCAGAAAAACGAAGUAGAUGGUGAUAGAAGAACAUGAAAUGAGUACUCGACUGGAAAUGUUCUUUGUACAGUUUGACAGUUUGCUUAGAUAGCAUGUGUCCUUUCCCCCUUUUUUUUAUCUAUUUUGCUCUCCUUCUUCAGUCACAUUCUGCAUCAGUGGUAUUUCCUAUACCUCAGGAUUACUGGACAAAAUAAAUACACAAAUCCAUCACCUAUACCUCUGCAGUUAGGGAGCCUGGAACGGCGGAGAAAGGAUACAGUGGGGGUGGAAAAAAAGGCAACAACAUUUUUGUGGAUGAAUCCCACUUGCUUUAGUGGGGAAGUAAUUUGCUCAGUACAAUGGGAAACAGGAUAUAUGCAAGGCUUCCACUUGGACUUAACCUAUAUUGGAGGGGGGGCACGACAACACUGCAACAUUUUCUUGGGGUUUUAAUACCGUAGAUAGUUCAAGCAUGAUUCAUUUGUGUUCAUGUUGGUGCUACAUCUGAUUUGUUGUGUGUGAGCGAGGGAAAAACAGUAUUCCUAUGAUGGCCAAAGUACAGUUCUUGCUUUAUACAACCACAAUCACUCUGAAUGUCAGUAAAUAUGGAUUCCGUAUGUGAGAAAGAUAUGUUUUGGUCUGAAAUAUUGUGUGUGCGCACCAUUGUAACUGCCACAAAAUAAUGGGUUGAGCUACAGCUGUCAGGUCCAGCCAUAAAUAUUCUGAUAUCUGGAAGUUUCAAUGGUGCAGAUUUCCCUUUGAGUUGCCUCCCCUCCACUAUAACUCAUAUCAUGUACCUCAAAUGUCUGUUGCACAACCUCUGUUCAAUAAACUUCUGCUUUAAAGGGUGUGACACCACAUCAGCUCACUA